UGACUUGCGCAAUUAUUUACCUUCCCUUGAAGCAGUGUCGGUUUGAAAAUCACUGCUGUGCUCCUUAUCGCUCUUAGUAUUUAUGAUAAUGUUUACUUGAGACAACUCCCUACAUCUGUAGUUUUAAAUAGGAGAAGUUAGAAUAUAGUCACGGACAUCGUGGUAGUAAGUUACAAGUCUGAGUCAAUACUAACAUUUUGCCUACUGCAGCAAGGACGAAUUAAUACCUCAGCCGUCCCUUGUUGAGCCUGGAAAGCACCGGAACGAUGUCGGAGCCUACAAAUCCUGCGGCGACUUCUUUCCCGGCACCAACAAUUUCUUUGCCGCUGGGUUUGGACAUAUUGAAGACCUACUCUGGAGCGCUUAUUUGCUUGGAGAUUGUGUUUGGAGGGUUGGUAUGGAUCCUCGUGGCUUCUUCCAAUGUGCCUGUGCCUCUGCUUCAGGGAUGGGUGAUGUUUGUCUCGGUCACCAUGUUCUUCUUCUCCUCUGCCUACCUUGCUAUUUUCCUGUUGGGCGUUGCUGACAAAGUCCAAACUGAUUGGAACUUUUUGGAUGUGGUGUACCACUUCACAGCAUUGCUAUUCUACUUUGGAGCAUUUGUGCUGGAAGCUGCCACCACUGCAGCAAAUGGAGGUCGAAUCAUUGGGACCACCAUCACAAACAACACAACACUCUGCAUGACCAGACCCAGUGGGAACAUAUAUGCCUUCCUGGACCAGCGACAGUACAAUAUCAAUGUGGCGGCUACGGUGUGCACCGAGGUGUGGGCGCAGGUUUGUUCUUCGCAAUGCCACUGUCCUCAGAAGCCUCCUCCAUGUGCCCCCGGUGUCCAGCUGAUCUUGGAUGACUGCGCCUGCUGUCUGGUGUGCGCCAAGCAGAGGGGGGAAAUCUGCUCCGACAUGAACCCCUGCGACACCCGCCAGGGACUGCAGUGUGAUUAUACAGCUAACGUUCACAAGAGGACAGGCAUGUGCAUCGCUAAUGAGGGGGAUGUGUGCUUGCUGGAUGGGUCAGUCUACCAGAACGGGGAGACCUUUUUCCCCAGCUGCAAGUACCAGUGCAUGUGUCGCGACGGCCAGAUUGCCUGUGUGCCGCGCUGCAACCUGGGCGUGAUGCUGCCUGGCCCAGACUGCCCUAUGCCCCGGAGGGUGCAGUUGCCAGGGGAAUGCUGCGAGAAGUGGGUGUGUGAGCCCCAGGCGGAGGCUAGCACGCUCGGAGGAUUUGCCAUGGCCGCUUACAGACAGGAGGAGACGGUGAGCUUCGAUGCCUGGGACCCCAGCCUCAACUGCAUUGAGCAGACGACCGAAUGGGGCGCCUGCUCCCGUACCUGCGGCAUGGGCGUGUCCACCAGGGUGACCAAUAAGAACAGGCGCUGUGAGAUGGUCAAGCAGAGCCGUCUGUGCAUCACCCGCCCCUGUGAUGAGCAGCCGCAGCAGCAAGAGCCCAAGAGAGGAAGCAAGUGCCAGCGACUGAUUAAGACUACGCUGGCCACCCACUUCACUUACAAGAACUGCACAAGCGUCAAGGCCUACAAACCCCGCUACUGCGGCUCCUGUACCGAUGGGCGCUGCUGCACCCCCCACAGCACCCGGACGGCAUUGGUGGACUUUCAGUGCCACCAAGGCAAGACCGUGAGAAGGCCCAUGAUGGUGAUCAGCAGCUGUGCCUGCCACCACCACUGCCCCCGAGACAACGCUGUCUACCAGUACCAGCAACCGGUAGACCCGGACCUGGUCUACAGCGGCAUGAGGUUAUAUUAGACACACUUGGCAGAUACUGCCCUCUGCUGGAUGGUUUAGGGUGUUGGGUUUUAGAGUGUUGCUCGCACUUGAGUAGUUGGCUAGGGUGAAAGUCAAGGCACUUGGGGUUAGUCUUUAGAAGUAAACAAUGGCACUAUUGCCUUCUGACGCUGCUGGCAGGGAAGUUGGGGUCCUGCUUGCAAAAAACCCUCUGGGGUUGUUUUGAGGUCAGUGUUAAACUGUGUCUGCUUCAGGGCAACGGUAUAUUGGUUGAAUCACAAAAGAUUGCUCACAGGGGAUUUAUAAGAGGUGGGGAUUUUAGAGGAUGUGAGGAAUCAAGACAGCUCCUCCUGAGUCACAUAUUUGACAGAGUAGUGACCCAGGUGGGGGGUUUCUUCCAGAGUCGAGGUGUGACGACCCACAGGGGCAACCCCUGCCAGAGGUCAUGCUCACAUUGGUGCGGCAACUUUCACAUCUGCCUUUCUCAACCCCCCAAUACUUGGUACCCCUACCCCCAUGCACACAAACCAGACCCUAGAGUCAAAGACUGCAAUAUUUUUCCUGAAAAAGAAAAAACACAAAGCUCCUUUUUGUGCCUCUGUGGUCCCUUUUUCAAACGCUUGUAAGUAUUUGUCUCUACUAGACAGACAAAGGGUAUGUAAAUACUUGCUGUAUAGUUUGUAUUAUAAGCGUGAAUGAAAUACACAAUAUCUGUAAUACUUUGUAACCAUAUGUAAAUAUGAAAUGUGUACAUAGAUAUAUAUAGUCUUUGAUAAAUAUAAUUGUAUUAUACAGCUUUUUAUGUAAUUAAGAACAAUAUUGUGCUUUACUCUGUUGGAAUUAAAUAUUUUUUCUAUAAAA
Hypomesus transpacificus is the source of this 2600-nucleotide messenger RNA. RefSeq names its product mal, T cell differentiation protein 2 (gene mal2). Gene Ontology annotation, molecular function: integrin binding; heparin binding; structural constituent of myelin sheath. Gene Ontology annotation, cellular component: extracellular matrix; extracellular region; membrane. The transcript is spliced from 8 exons. Gene Ontology annotation, biological process: signal transduction; cell adhesion; myelination. Lineage: Eukaryota; Metazoa; Chordata; Actinopteri; Osmeriformes; Osmeridae. The coding region runs from base 267 to 1760 and encodes 497 amino acids. The record is from RefSeq and is a predicted model, not a curated record.